AUGGCCUCUUCAGGAAAGCCGUUCGAGGGCGUUUCGCUGGACGAUUUGCCUAAAUCAUGGAACUUUACGGCAUCACUGCCUGCGGAUCAAGCCUUUCCAACUCCAGCAGACUCGCAUAAGACUCCUCGAGACAAAAUCGGACCCCGGCAAGUGCGCGAUGCUCUCUUUACUUGGGUACGGCCGAGCCAACAGGAAGACCCCGAACUGCUAGCUGUAAGCCCAGCUGCGCUGCGGGACAUUGGAAUCAAAGAAGGCGAGGAGAAAACCGAAGACUUUCGACAGCUAGUAGCUGGUAACAAGUUGUACGGAUGGGAUGAGACAAAGCUGGAAGGCGGAUACCCUUGGGCGCAAUGCUACGGCGGCUUUCAGUUUGGCCAGUGGGCAGGACAACUCGGAGACGGAAGGGCUAUUUCGCUGUUCGAGGCAACGAACCCGGCAUCCAAUGUGCGAUAUGAGCUACAGCUCAAGGGGGCCGGCCUAACCCCAUACUCUCGAUUUGCAGACGGAAAAGCCGUGCUUAGAUCCAGUCUCCGAGAAUUUGUUGUUUCCGAAGCACUCAACGCACUCAAGAUACCCACAACCAGAGCGCUGUCUCUUACCUUGCUUCCUCAUUCCAAGGUUAGGCGAGAGACAACCGAGCCUGGAGCUAUAGUGCUCCGAUUCGCCCAAUCAUGGCUGCGGUUGGGCACUUUUGAUAUAAUGCGGGCAAGAGGAGAUCGCGCUCUCAUAAGGAAACUUGCAACAUACAUUGCAGAAGAUGUCUUUGGCGGAUGGGAAACGCUUCCUGGACGACUAGAUUCACCCGAGGACCCCAAGAAAUCACCACCUCCUAAGCGCGGGAUACCGGCUUCUGAGGUCCAAGGACCCAGCAAUGCAGCCGAGAAUAGAUUCCAACGGCUGUAUCGAGAGAUUGUGAGGCGAAACGCCGUGACUGUUGCCCACUGGCAGGCAUAUGGAUUCAUGAAUGGUGUUUUGAACACCGAUAACACAUCAGUAUACGGCCUGUCGAUGGACUAUGGGCCUUUUGCUUUUAUGGACAACUUCGAUCCGUCAUAUACUCCAAACCAUGAUGACCACAUGCUGCGGUAUAACUAUAAGAAUCAACCCACUAUUAUAUGGUGGAACCUCGUGAGGCUCGGCGAAGCUCUUGGUGAGCUUGUGGGCAUUGGGGCUCAAGUUGAUGAUGAGACUUUUGUCAACAAAGGUAUCAGAGAAGAACAGGAGAAGGAACUGGUUGAGAGGGCAGAGAAUCUAAUCAUUCAAGCCGGAGAGGAAUACAAGACUGUCUUCCUGAAUGAGUACAAGCGGCUAAUGACAGCGAGAAUUGGCCUGCGCAACUUUAAAGAGACGGAUUUCGAUGAGCUCUUCAGCGAAGGGCUUGAUACUAUGGAAGCUUUAGAAUUGGAUUUCAAUCACUUCUUCCGUCGCUUGGGCUCCAUUAAACUGGCGGAUAUCGCAGACCCAGCGGGUAGAAAAGAAAAGGCGGCCAUCUUCUUUCACAAAGAAGGGCCGCCCCAGGCAGUGAGCGCAGACGAUGCAAAGGACAGAAUUGCCAAAUGGCUUGACAAAUGGCGGCUGCAUCAGGAUGCGGAAAGAAGACAGGCCAUGAAGCAGGUGAACCCAAACUUCGUCCCUAGAGGCUGGAUCUUGGACGAGGUGAUACGGCGUGUCGAGAAAGAGGGCGAGAGAAGAGUCUUGGAUCGCAUCAUGCACAUGGCUCUACAUCCGUUUGAAGAUUCGUGGGACGGAAUCGCAAUUGACGAUGUUGAGUACAAGGGCGACUCAGAAGAGGAACAGAGAUGGGUUGGCGAUGUGCCCAGAUUUGAGCGAGCGAUGCAAUGUAGCUGCAGUUCAUAG
Molecule: messenger RNA, 1857 nt
Organism: Trichoderma breve
Lineage: Eukaryota; Fungi; Ascomycota; Sordariomycetes; Hypocreales; Hypocreaceae
Exons: 3
Coding region: 1-1857 (618 amino acids)
Source: RefSeq, a predicted model, not a curated record